UUGAUGAACUCAGGUUUAGUGCUUAUGGUUCCAGCCACUUUUUCUCUGCAUGGGUCCUUCUCAAACUCUUGGAUGUCUUCUAUCUUCCCACGAAAAUUCACAGAGGAGUCAGCUUUUGCAAAGCUGCGAAAGUUGUUUGUUGGAAAUUUUGGUAGACUGAAUUCGGUUGGUAAUAUUAGUACUGCAAUUUGCCAUGGUUUCGAUAAGUUCCCUGAUGGAGAAAUGGGAGAAGACGUUAGUGGACUCAGAAAAGAUGGAUCUUGUUUUCUUCAUUCAAAGGAAAGCCAUGGUAUUCAUGCUGAUUUUAAUACCUAUCUUUGGCUUUUGAAGGGAUGUCAAAACUUUGGGUCACUAACACAUGCUAAGAAGCUACAUGGAAGAAUUUUGAAACUGGGUUUUGAUAGAGAACCCAGUUUGUGUAAUGAACUAAUUGAUAUUUAUUCUGAUUAUGGUGACUUAGAUGACGCUAUUGAGGUGCUUGUGACAUUUUCUCAACGAAGUGUAUACUCUUGGAAUAGUAUUAUUUCUGGGGCUCUUGCGAGGAAAUCAAAUCAUAGGGUAUUGAGUUUAUUUUCACAGAUGUUAGCAGACCAUGUUAACCCUGAUGAACAAACUUUUAUCAAUGUUUUCAGGGCGUGUGUUGGAGCCAAUGUUGCUUUCCAUUUUAUUGAGCAGGUCCAUGCGAUGAUUAUUCAUAAGGGUUUUGCUACUCAUCCAGGUGUUUGUAAUCCCUUGAUUGAUUUGUUUUCAAAGAAGGGAUUUGUUGAUUCAGCUCAAUUUAUCUUUGAGGAAUUAUGUUCACAGAGUAGUAUCUCUUGGGUAGCUAUGAUCUCUGGUUUUGCUCAAAAUGGCCGUGAGGAAGAAGCUCUCCUCUAUUUCUGCCAAAUGCGGAAAUUAGGUAUUAAACCAACACCUUAUGUGUUCUCAAGUAUCUUAAGUGCCUGCACUAAAAUUGAUUUCUUCUGUCUGGGAGAGCAGAUACAUGCACAAGCUUUCAAGAUGGGGUUCUCAUCUGAAACUUUUGUAUGCAAUGCUCUUAUCACCCUAUAUUGCCGUUGCAUCAACUUGAUAGCUGCAGAGCAGAUUUUCACUGAUAUGAGCCAUCGAGAUGGAAUCACCUACAACUCGCUUAUAUCUGGGCUUGCUCAACAGGGGAAAAGUGAUAAAGCUUUUCAACUGUUUCGCAAGAUGCAGCUUACAAACUUGAAACCAGACUGUGUUACCAUUGCAAGCCUUUUGAGUGUCUGUGCCUCUGUUUGGGAUUUUGACAAGGGAAAACAGCUCCACUCCUAUUCUGUAAAGGCAUGGAUUACUUGUGAUAUAAUUAUUGAAGGUUCUUUGCUUGACUUAUAUGUCAAGUGUUCUGACAUAGCAACUGCUCAUGAAUUUUUCAAUAUGACAGCUAAGGAAAAUGUAGUUCUCUGGAAUGUGAUGCUUGUGGCUUAUGGGCAGUUGGGUAAUCUAAGAGAGUCCUUUGAGAUAUUCUCCCAAAUGCAAGUUGCUGGUAUGAAGCCUAAUCAGUAUACAUAUCCAAGUAUACUUAGAACAUGUACUUCUUUGGGAGCUCUUGACCAUGGAGAGCAGAUCCAUGCCCAUGUCAUAAAAACUGGCUUUGAGCAUAAUGUAUACGUCUGCAGUGUGCUUAUUGAUAUGUAUGCCAAAAACAAAAAAUUGGUGGUUGCUAGGGAAAUUCUUGAAGGGCUCAUGGAAGAUGAUGUGGUCUCAUGGACAGCCAUGAUUGCAGGGUAUGCACAACAUGAGUUCUAUGUUGAUGCUAUAAGACUUUUCGAAGAAAUGCAAAUUCGAGGGAUUCAAUUAGAUAACAUAGGAUUAUCCAGUGCUCUCAGUGCAUGUGCUGGAAUUCAAGCAUUAAGCCUAGGACAACAAAUUCAUGCCCAAUCUUGCAUUUCUGGUUACUCGAUGGAUCUUUCAAUUGGUAAUGCACUUGUUAGCCUUUAUGCUAGAUGUGGUAGACUACAAGAGGCAUAUUCUGCAUUUGAGACAAUCGAUGUUAAAGAUGAAAUAUCGUGGAAUGGAUUGAUAUCAGGAUUUGCACAGAGUGGCCAUUGUGAAGAUGCUUUACAUGUGUUUGUCCAGAUGAAUCAAGCAGAUUUGGAAGCUAACUUAUUCACCUUUGGUUCCGCAGUUAGCGCUGCUGCUAAUAUUGCUGAUAUAAAACCAGGGAAGCAGAUCCAUGCACGAAUGAUAAAAACUGGUUAUGACUCUGAGAUUGAGGCUGGUAACGUUUUAAUUACUUUGUAUGCCAAGUGUGGGAACAUUGAUGAUGCCAGGAGGCAGUUUUCUCAAAUGCAUGAGAGAAAUGAAGUAUCAUGGAAUGCCAUGAUCACAGGCUAUUCUCAACAUGGAUGUGGUAGUGAAGCCUUGGAUCUCUUUGAGGAGAUGAAACGACAAGGUUUCUCACCAAACCAUGUUACAUUUGUGGGUGUUCUGUCUGCUUGCAGUCAUGUGGGUUUGGUAAGAGAGGGGCUUAAUAACUUCAAGUCCAUGAAUGAUGAACAUGGUAUAGUUCCGAGACCAGAGCAUUAUGCUUGUGUUGUGGAUAUUCUUGGACGGGCUGGCAUGUUGGAUUAUGCAAGAGAGUUCAUAAAGGAGAUGCCUAUUGAACCAGAUGCAAUGAUCUGGAGGACUCUUCUAAGUGCUUCUGCAGUUCAUAAGAAUAUUGAAAUUGGUGAAUUUGCUGCUCAACAUCUUUUGGAAUUGGAGCCACAAGACUCGGCAACAUAUGUUCUCCUAUCAAAUAUAUAUGCAGUGGCUAGGAAAUGGGAUCGUAGGGAUCAAACAAGGCAGCUGAUGAAAGAAAGAGGUGUAAAGAAGGAACCUGGUCGUAGCUGGAUUGAAGCAGAGAAUAGUAUUCAUUCAUUUUUUGUUGGUGACCGUUUGCACCCACUAUCAGAUAAGAUAUACGAGUUCUUAGUGGAUCUGAAUUUACGGUUAGCUGAAAUUGGUUAUGUGCAGGACCAUGGUAGUCUUUUGCAUGAUAUUGAGCAAGGGAACAAGGACCCAACUGCAUAUAUUCACAGUGAAAAGCUAGCAGUUUCUUUUGGGCUCAUUAGUUUGUCCCCUGCAAUACCAAUACGUGUAAUUAAGAAUCUUCGUGUUUGUAAUGAUUGCCAUAAUUGGAUGAAGUUUGUCUCUAAGGCUUCUAAUCGGGUUGUUGUGGUGCGAGAUGCAUACCGCUUUCAUCAUUUUGAAGGUGGCGUAUGUUCGUGUAGAGAUUACUGGUGAUUGGGAGGGUCUUAUUAUUUUUCUUCUCUUCAAAGAAUGCUCAAAUUCUUCAGCUUUUGCACAGGUACCAUAUGGCUCUUAAAGUUGGGAAUCUCGUGCAGAGGCAAAGUAAUUACCAUUCAGAACUAUGUUUGACGGGGACUGCAGAGAGAAGAUUGGAACUCUCGCUUUAGUUUCCACUAUAUGCAUGAUCAAGUAUCAACAAUAGUGACUUACAUUUUCCCAUGAAAUGUAAACAUAAAAUCUUGCUAGCCAUCAGUUCGAUGAAGGGAGACUCAGGGGAAUCCUUUUGUUACUUGGAAUUCAAAGAUCUCUUGGUAUGUAAAUCAUCGAAAGGCAUGAUCAAAGCCGAUGAUCAUAAAUUAUGUCCUCCAUCACGAUCUCAAAUGAAACUAUCUUUGGAAUUGUGUGCCGUGUGAAACGUAGAUCAUUGCUGUUCCAAGACUCAGGUUAAACUCCAUAUCAGAACCUUGUGGGGUUAGUGAGUAGGGCAUCCCAAGGUUGGCACAUUUUUUUGGGUUUGGAGAAGCACUGGGAAUGAGACAGCUUAAUAGCUUCUGAGAACCAUGAACAGAGUUGGGUUUGUGUUAGAUCAGUACACCUAAGCAUUCUGAAGAGAAUUCAUAUGGAAGCAGUUUGAAGGGAAUUUGCAAUAGAAGACCUUGCAGCAACUGAAGGCCACAUGCUAUUGGAUUGCAGAUCCGAAUGUUCUGGGCUUACAACUUGCAAUUGUAUUGGAGGGAAAGAAGGAAGACAGUCCUGUGAAUGAGGAUGGAAAGGUUCCUCUGGUUGGAGAGACUUCUAAGAUGAUCUUUGGUGGGUGCAACAAUUUUUACUGCUUCGGUACUACCAUGAAGAUUAUGUAUGGGAUCUGAUUGAUAAGACCAAUGGAAGGGCUGGCUGGACCAAGGUUUUAAAACAUAGGAUCGGUCUCAACCGAUAAAAUUAGUGUUUUGGAUAACCAUUAUACCUUACCAGUGGAUCGGUGUCGAGGAUCAGUCCUGGCCAAUACGACCUGAUCCGGGUGAGCCUUACUGAUCCAAUCUGAUUUUUUGGUUGAACCAUUUUCAUACAAUGGAUCAUUGUCCACUAUCCUACGGGUCACACCAAUUGUACCUCCAUAUGGUACCUUGUCCAGAUUUUCCCAAACUAUUGUUAGGGUGCUGUUCCAUAGAGUUAAUUUAGGUAGGGUUUCUUUGAAGGCACCAUUUGUUUCUAAGGGGUGUUAAUUGCAUAGAUGUGAAGUGAACUAGUGAAGUAAAAUUAGAACAAAAACAAAGUAGGAAGUUUUGUAAUUAUUACCAUAAAGAACUGUGCAACUAACUUAACAACAUAUUAAUUUUUUUUUUUU
Macadamia integrifolia is the source of this 4597-nucleotide messenger RNA. Its product is annotated as pentatricopeptide repeat-containing protein At4g13650. The transcript has 8 exons. Gene Ontology annotation, biological process: RNA modification. Bases 4 to 3246 code for a protein of 1080 amino acids. Gene Ontology annotation, molecular function: RNA binding; protein binding; zinc ion binding. Gene Ontology annotation, cellular component: intracellular membrane-bounded organelle. Lineage: Eukaryota; Viridiplantae; Streptophyta; Magnoliopsida; Proteales; Proteaceae. The record is from RefSeq and is a predicted model, not a curated record.